Messenger RNA from Lathyrus oleraceus (garden pea), 988 nucleotides. RefSeq names its product LIM domain-containing protein PLIM2c. The record is from RefSeq and is a predicted model, not a curated record. Bases 185 to 814 code for a protein of 209 amino acids. The transcript has 5 exons. NCBI's taxonomy places the organism in Eukaryota, Viridiplantae, Streptophyta, Magnoliopsida, Fabales, Fabaceae.
CUCAGACAUAUACAAGACUUUGUGUUAAUCCCCAUUUGUCUGAGGUUUGUACUCUCAUUUUUAUAUUUUAAUCCUCAGACAUUCAAAGCCAAAACCAAAACAUCAGAAAAAAGUAAAGUCACAAACACAAGAACCAAAGAUUAUCUAUCUUGUGAGGAAUUUGAAUUAAGGGGAAGAAAACAACAUGUCUUUCACUGGAACUCUUGAUAAAUGCAAGGCAUGUGACAAGACUGUUUAUGUUGUUGAUUUGUUAACUCUUGAAAAUAUUCCUUACCAUAAACACUGCUUCAAAUGUAGUCAUUGCAAGGGUUGUCUCACGAUGAGUACAUACUCUUCCAUGGAUGGAAUUCUCUAUUGCAAGACACAUUUUGAACAGCUUUUCAAGGAAUCUGGCAAUUUUAGCAAGAACUUCGCAAAGUCUUCUGACAAAACAAAUGACAUGAAUAGGACACCAAGUAGACUAUCUUCCAUGUUCAGCGGAACCCUGGACAAAUGCGCGACUUGCUCUAAAACCGUCUAUCCGCUGGAAAAGGUGACACUGGAAGGUGAAUGCUACCACAAGAACUGCUUUAGGUGUGCUCAUGCAGGGUGUCCUCUGACACAUUCAAACUAUGCUGCACUUGAUGGUGUCCUCUACUGCAGGGUCCAUUUUGCGCAACUUUUCAUGGAGAAAGGUAACUAUAGCCAUGUACUCAAAUCUGCACACAAGAGGAAUGGUUCUUCUCCACCUUCUGAACCAAUUGAAGUUGUUGAAGAGCCUUCGCAAUCACCAGCAGAAGAAGCUCCUCAAGAUCCACCAGAAGAAGCCUCUUGAACGAAAACAGUUAAAAUAACAUAAAAAUUUCCUUCCUCCGUUUGUUUUGGAGCAAGGUUGUUUUUUAGUUAAAGUUUACUGUCUAAAACAUUUAUUCAAAGUUGUUUUUUCAGUUUUAUUUGUAAGCUUUAACAUGAGAGGUUGUUUAUGUGUUCAAAGGUUUCAAACCAAAUA